This is a messenger RNA of Exophiala mesophila, 1381 nucleotides long. RefSeq lists its product as uncharacterized. Gene Ontology annotation, biological process: mRNA splicing, via spliceosome; maintenance of RNA location. Gene Ontology annotation, cellular component: nucleus. The record is from RefSeq and is a predicted model, not a curated record. Lineage: Eukaryota; Fungi; Ascomycota; Eurotiomycetes; Chaetothyriales; Herpotrichiellaceae. Gene Ontology annotation, molecular function: mRNA binding; protein binding. The transcript has a single exon. The coding region runs from base 41 to 1168 and encodes 375 amino acids.
UUCAAACCCCCCCUCCCCCCACGAAAAGAAAGAGACAAUAAUGUCGGAUUCUCGAUCACGGUCCCCGUCUCGAGAUUCCCCACCUUCAAGACGACGAGGUCGUUCACCCGACGACGCGACUUCAUCUAGGAGAUGGAGAGUCGACCGACCAUCGAAGAGAAAACGUGAUCGAAGUCCCAGUCGGAGCCGAAGUCGAAGUCGAAGUCCACCACGGCCUGCUCGUCGAGAGCGGGACCGAAAAAGAGACGGAAGUCGUGGAAAUGAGCGUGACCGGCCACGCAAACAUUGGUCGCGAAGCGCAGAUCGACAUUUGACGACAAAGACGCGCAGGUCGAGAAGUAGAGGAAGUCCUCCAUAUAGAGACGACAGGAGAAGAGAGCGAUUGAGAGAUACCGAUCGGGACAGAGAAAGUGAUGACUAUGAAGAGAGACGACACCGAUCUAGUCGAAGACACCACCACCACCACCAUCAUCGUCGACGACGAUCACGAUCAAACUCACACACCCCUCCACCCCAUCAUUCCACCGAUCCAUCCUCCCCAGCCCGCAAAGUCGAGAAAUUCCAACGCUCACAAGGGCCCCUCCCAUCUCAAAAGGACGCAUUCAAAGAUACGUCGACACCCUCCCGCACCAAACCCGGCGAGGGAGGAGACACACCCAAACAAAAAGCCAAUUUCAAACCAUCCGGCCUCCUCGCCGCCGCGGCCAACAGCGUCAAAACCCGUGGCGGACAGGCCGUCGUGUUGAAAUACCACGAACCGUCUAACGCGCGUAAACCGCCUGCGUCACAGACAUGGCGGAUGUAUGUGUUCAAAGAAGGCGAUAUUGUCGAUACGAUUGAUCUGUUUGAGCAGUCGUGUUGGUUGUUUGGGAGGGAUGAAUCAGUUGUUGAUCAUGUGUUGCAACAUCCGAGUUGUUCAAAACAGCAUGCGGUGGUGCAGUUUCGGUUCGUGGAUAAGACGAACGAAUUUGGUGAUCGAAUUGGUGCGGUCAAGCCGUAUCUCAUCGAUUUGGAGAGUGGGAAUGGGACGAAACUUAAUCAUGAUGCUAUUCCAAAUGGCAGAUAUGUCGAGUUGCGCGAUGCCGAUGUUAUUACCUUUGGGUUUUCGGAGAGGGAGUAUGUCGUUCAACUACCUCCUGCGCAAAGGUCGGGUCAAAGUGCUGCUUGACUUGUUUGUCAAAAUCAAACCGGUUGUGCAGGUUCAUUCAUCCAUGUCGAUGAACCUUGAAUUGCCUUCAAAGCGGGAAAAAGAUAAGCCAGAAAGCCACUACUACUUGCAUCGAACAAGACUAAAGGGACAUGAAAUUCAGAAGCCUAUCGGCUUUCACGCACUAUACUUCUUGUCAUAGUCUCGCCUACAUUGGAAACUAGCUUCUCCUUC